UUCCUUAAGACAGCCAAACUAAAACAUUUAAGAAAUAUUGCCUUUAAUUUUUCUAACCUUAGUUUGAACGCUUAGAACCAUGUGAACAAAAUACCAUUCCUCAAGCUAAGACUGCAGCUCGUAGUUGUUCAUGUGUUUGUUUCCUGUGCUUUAUUUCCUGCUGGCCCCAGGAAGUCUUCAGCACUCACCUGUAGGAUCGACAGGGCAGGCUGCAAUUGAACGGGCACAAGUGCCAAUGGGAGAUCCCCGGGCCCAAAUGCGAGGUGCUCCUCCUGUGGCAACUGUUGUACCGCCUCGAGGUCUGCUAGGAGAUGGUCCUAAUGAUCCACGUGGAGGAACACUACAUUCUGUCACAGGGGAGGUAGUGGAACCCAGUCGAGCCUUUAUGAAUGCACCGCCUCAUCAGGGACCACAGAUGCACAUAUCCCAUGAUGGCCGUGGUCCCCCUCCUGAUAUGCGUGCUGCACAUGACAUCAGAGGUGCACCAAUGGUAGAGCAACGUGUUCAAAUGGGAGAACCCAGGGGAAUGAUUGUAGAAACCAGAGGAGGACCAAUGAUGGAUCAGCGAGGACCUCCCAUUGAAGCUAGAGGUGUUCGAGAUCCUAGAGCGGGUGAAGCACGAGGAAUUGAUGCCAGGGGUGCUGCACAAGCUCCUAGGGUUCCCAUGGCUGGAGGAAUGCAAGGUCCUGGUCCACAUGCCAUGGGAGCUGGUGUACCUCAGCCGUCUAGACAGACAGGUGCAAUGCCAGUUGGUGGUCAGCCGGGAGGUUUCAGUCCUGCACAGAGCCAAGUGACUCCACAGGAUCACGAAAAGGCUGCUUUGAUCAUGCAAGUUCUUCAGCUUACACCUGAACAGAUUGCUAUGCUACCACCUGAACAAAGACAAAGCAUCCUCAUUUUGAAAGAACAGAUUCAGAAAUCAGCCGGGGCUCCUUGAGCAGCAAGAAGAUGGGAGUACUGGAAUGUAACAUGACAUCUGAAUCCACCCCCUGUCAAGAGGACCCCUAUUCUACUAAACCACCAUUCUAAUGCACCACUGAUCCACUUACAACACCCUCUCUUUUUUGUUUACAUGUUAAUUUUUUUUUUGAUGGAGUGGAACACGGGCCUUACACCGCAAAGGAGUUGCUUUUUGUAUUCGGAGUAUUUUUUUAGUUUGAAACGUAUGUGUGGCCAGCUUUCAUAACAUCU
This is a messenger RNA of Polypterus senegalus (gray bichir), 1191 nucleotides long. Its product is annotated as cleavage stimulation factor subunit 2-like. Gene Ontology annotation, biological process: mRNA 3'-end processing. Gene Ontology annotation, molecular function: mRNA binding. The record is from RefSeq and is a predicted model, not a curated record. The transcript has 7 exons. Gene Ontology annotation, cellular component: mRNA cleavage and polyadenylation specificity factor complex. Bases 131 to 937 code for a protein of 268 amino acids. NCBI's taxonomy places the organism in Eukaryota, Metazoa, Chordata, Cladistia, Polypteriformes, Polypteridae.